AUGACCGAUGAAGCUAGAAAGAUGUUCGUCGACAAGCACAAUGAGUAUCGAUCGCUUAUUGCUAAAGGACAGGCCAAAGGAAAACCUGGACAAAUUGCUCCAAAAGCAGCUAGAAUGUUGAAAGUGAACUACGAUUGCAAUGUUGAAGCAAAUGCGAUGGAAUGGGCCAAGGGUUGCACAUUUGGAAUGAACAUGGCGGCAAUGUUGAAGCGAUGGGGGAACAAUAUGCAUAUGAUACCAUCCAAGACCAAUAACAAGACAGAAGCUGCAGCAGCGAGUGUCGCAGCUUGGUUCAGUGAUUUACAGAAAUAUGGUGUACCUGACAGGAACGUUUUCACCAUGAACAUUUACACGACCUUGAGUAAAUACAGCCAGGUGGGACCAACUUUUCUAACAGAAAAUAAAAAUGUGAGUGUUGGUGCUCCAGUUGGCGUGGCAAUCGAGUAA
Messenger RNA from Haemonchus placei, 447 nucleotides. NCBI's taxonomy places the organism in Eukaryota, Metazoa, Nematoda, Chromadorea, Rhabditida, Trichostrongylidae. The record is from the annotation of a GenBank genome assembly.